Mycotypha africana is the source of this 594-nucleotide messenger RNA. RefSeq lists its product as uncharacterized. NCBI's taxonomy places the organism in Eukaryota, Fungi, Mucoromycota, Mucoromycetes, Mucorales, Mycotyphaceae. The record is from RefSeq and is a predicted model, not a curated record. The transcript is spliced from 4 exons. The annotation marks the transcript as partial.
UUCCGUAGCUUAUUUUACUCGUCCAGUACGGUUUAUGCUUUUUGCACAAACUUGAUCUCAAAAAAUAUGAUGGCGGUUUGCCUUCGCUCUGAAAUUCAAGAAAUCGACAUAUCCAAAGCAAGCAAUUGCGUCGCUCAGCCGCUAGCAAGAAUUAGAUCAGCUUCGUCUAAUAGGCUAAGCCAAGAGACUCACAUUGACAGUUACCCUGAUACCGAAGAGGAUGAUACUGACAUGUCAGACAAUGAUCAAGAAUACAUAAGUACGACUACCAUAAAACAAACAAAUCGGAAGCAGUUUCCUACGGCUAGGUCAGCCAAGGUAUCUGGUAAUUCAAGCCCACUCGUAUCUCCGGCUGGUAGCCGUACUUUUGAUGAGCAUGUACAAAGAGUUCCUCAAACACUAAAUAUUGAGCAUCUUCAUGAGACUUUACGGAAAUCAUUGACAAGAGCAUCAGAUGGUUCAAAAACACCUACUUCAGCCAGUCCUGCACUUAUGGAUAGUACCGAGAGGGAAAGAAUGAUAAUGAUGAAACGCCCAAUUUCGACAACAUGCAUUGAAGCACAUCCCCAAUACCCAUUCUGUAUGCUUGAAUAA